AUGCUCCAUGUAGCCGGGGGCUGGUUGCUCGUCCUGCUGCUCCAGGUCGUCGACUCGAUGGACCUCUGCGAGUACUUUGCCCGCCUCGGCGUCGACAAGCCGGAAUGCCGAAAGCAAAUCCACUUCGACACUUUCGACCCGAACCCACGACCCGCACUCAACUCGAUGGCACAGGUUUUGCAUUUCCAUCAGCUGCUGCCGUCCCCAGUCAUCGUCGACUCGCCCAAGCUGCCCGUGCAGAAGUUUGAGCUCGUUGGUUCCCCAGGAUUCGACUACCCGCUCUGCAAAAACUACUACCACUCGUGCAUGUUUUCGACAAAAUGCGAGUCUGGCACAGUGUGCACAACUGGUUUCGACACGACCCCCUGCUGCACCUCUACCGUAACCCGGUGCCCGUCCGUCGCCUCGUUGGGCAUCAACUGCCGCAAGCCGAAAAGCGUCAAUUGGUGCUUUACGGAUCGUGAUUGCCGGGGAGCAGCCACGACGUCAUCGUCCAUGUGCUGCCCCACCGGAUGCAACUAUAAUAUUUGUGUCCCGCAGGCAGACGUGAAGUGCAACGUGCGACGGCCGACAAGCUGGUGCGCCAAGCAUUCAGACUGUCCCACGGUGAACAGCGUCAACCCGAGGAGAUGCUGCCAAACGCUUUGCGGCUACACGGCCUGCAUGGUGAGGUACAACAACAAGUGGAUGAUUGCC
Molecule: messenger RNA, 696 nt
Organism: Mesorhabditis spiculigera
Lineage: Eukaryota; Metazoa; Nematoda; Chromadorea; Rhabditida; Rhabditidae
Source: the annotation of a GenBank genome assembly